AUGCAAGCACCACCCCCUUCCACGAUCCACAUCCCAUCAACAUACACGACGCCAGCAGACGCUCAUGUACGAGUGACCAACCACCCGGAAUCCGCCUCCGGGGUAACGCCCAUCCUGAUCGUGCGCCUGAACCGGCCCGAAAAACUCAACUCCUUUACCGGCGAAAUGAUCACGGGGUUGGAGUCGUUUUUCCGCGUCGUCGAUCACGACAGCCGUGUCAAGGUGGUGAUCCUGACGGGGACGGGGAGGGCGUUCAGCGCGGGGAUCGAUCUGAACCUCGACGCCGCGCCGCCCAGGGAUAUUCCUCUGACGGAUAUCCGGGACACGGGCGGGAGGCUCGCGUUGGCCAUGUACAAUUGUAGCAAGACGGUGAUUGUGGCGUAUAAUGGGCUGUCAGUGGGUAUUGGCAUGACGUCCACGCUUGCAGCGGGUAUCAGAAUCGCCUCUCCAAAGUCUCGCUUCGGCUUCCCCUUCUCCCGAAUCGGGCUCACCAUGGAAUCCGCCUCGUCCUUCUUCCUGCCCCGGAUGGUCGGCUACGGUCGCGCAACCUACCUACUAACCACAGGCUUAACAUACCCAGCCGACUCGAAAACCCUGGACGGGAUAUUUUCCGAGCUUGUGCCGGAACCGAAGGACGUGUUGCCGCGCGCCGUCAAACUCGCCGAAGAAAUCGUGGAGAGGGUCAGCACCACGGCCAUCCACUUGAACCGUCAGUUGAUUUGGAGGAAUGCGGGUUCGGCCGAGGCGGCGCAUUUGGUGGAUAGUCCGUUGUUGGCGCAUCAGUUCGCGAGCAGGGACCACGCCGAAGCCAAACGCGCCUUCUUCGCCUCCGACAAGCCCACCUUCACAGACCAACUUUCCACUGCCGCACCGACCACCUACCCGUGGUGGACGGAGCUGGCCGUCGACCCAAAGCCCGCCGUGGUCCAAGCGACGUCCGAGACGCCCACGACGCCCAAAUCCAAACUAUAA
Fonsecaea multimorphosa CBS 102226 is the source of this 972-nucleotide messenger RNA. RefSeq lists its product as uncharacterized. The coding region runs from base 1 to 972 and encodes 323 amino acids. The transcript is spliced from 3 exons. The record is from RefSeq and is a predicted model, not a curated record. Lineage: Eukaryota; Fungi; Ascomycota; Eurotiomycetes; Chaetothyriales; Herpotrichiellaceae.